AUGACGGACUCACACCUUCCUGAAGACUUUCGCUGGGGUUUCGCGACAGCAUGCUAUCAGAUCGAGGGUUCACCUAAAGCAGAUGGAAAGGGCGAAAGCAUAUGGGAUGUCUUCACACACACCCCUGGAAAAGUCUGGGACGGCACCACAGGCGAUGUUGCGUGUGAUUCAUAUAACCGCACCGCAGAAGACAUCGAGUUGCUGAAGUCGACCGGCGCGAACACGUACCGCUUCUCGCUUUCAUGGACUCGCAUCAUCCCUCUCGGUGGACGUAACGACCCUGUAAACGAAAAAGGCAUCCAGCACUACGUCAAGUUUGUUGACGACCUACACGCGGCAGGCAUCAACCCGAUGGUCACACUUCUACACUGGGACCUGCCUGACGGCUUAUACAAGCGCUAUGGCGGUUACCUAAACAAGGAAGAGUUCGCGAAAGAUUUCGAGAAUUACGCGCGAGUCGUCUUCAAGGCCUUCGGUUCGAAAGUGAAGUAUUGGAUCACUUUCAAUGAACCCUGGUGCAGCUCUAUUCUCGGGUUCAACGUCGCCAGCCACGCUCCGGGACACACUAGUGACAGGAGCAAGAGCGAAAUUGGGGACAGCAGUAGAGAACCUUGGAUCGUAGGACACUCGUUACUGAUUGCGCAUGGUACUGCGGUGAAACUGUACCGUGAUGAAUUCAAAGAAAAGGACGGUGGCAUCAUUGCAAUAACCCUGAAUGGCGACUAUGCGGAACCGUGGGAUGCGAACGAUCCGCUUGAUAUUGAAGCAGCUAACCGCAAGCUGGAGUUCACGUAUGGAUGGUUCGCCGACCCAGUGUACCACGGCAGAUAUCCAGAGUCGAUGCGCAAGCAGUUGGGGGACAGAUUGCCAGAGUUUACGACCGAAGAGAUUGCGUUGGUGAAAGGUAGCAACGACUUCUUCGGCAUCAACUCAUAUGGCGAUAAUUAUAUCAAGCAUAGGGAGGGUGAGCCUGCUCCAGACGACUUUUACGGAAAUCUAGAUGUUCUGGACCAGAAUAAAGCUGGCGAGUGGAUUGGUCCCGAGACGGAGUCAGUCUGGCUAAGGCCGAAUCCUCGCGGCUUUAGAAGUCUGCUGAACUGGCUGAACAAGAGGUACGGCGGACCAACGUUUUACGUGACAGAGAAUGGCACAAGUUUGAAGGGAGAGAAUGAUAAGCCUCGAGAGGAGAUUCUCAACGACGAGUUCCGUUGUUGGUUCUUCCGAGGAUACAUUGGAGCGCUCGCAGACGCAUACACAAAUGAUGGCAUAGAUAUUCGAGGCUACACUGGAUGGAGUCUCCUGGAUAAUUUUGAAUGGCACGAAGGCUACCGAACGCGCUUCGGCGUCACGUACGUCGAUUACGAGGGUGGCCAGAAGCGGUACCCAAAGAAGAGUGCGCACGAAUUAGGCCAGAUCUUUGGAAAAUACAUCAAGAAGGACUAG
Molecule: messenger RNA, 1443 nt
Organism: Didymosphaeria variabile
Lineage: Eukaryota; Fungi; Ascomycota; Dothideomycetes; Pleosporales; Didymosphaeriaceae
Exons: 4
Coding region: 1-1443 (480 amino acids)
Biological process (GO): carbohydrate metabolic process
Molecular function (GO): beta-glucosidase activity
Source: RefSeq, a predicted model, not a curated record